This is a messenger RNA of Ostertagia ostertagi, 1059 nucleotides long. Lineage: Eukaryota; Metazoa; Nematoda; Chromadorea; Rhabditida; Trichostrongylidae. The record is from the annotation of a GenBank genome assembly.
AUGUCUGGUGCUCCGUCUCACUGGGCGAAAGAUUCUCUUGAAGAAGAUCGUGUAGAAACACUCAUCAGAGGAACUGGUUGUUGGGAUCAACACUUAGCUGUGGUGGAUUGUAUGGGAGACAAGAGUGACUGGCGGCAGUGUCAAGAGCAGGUACAGCAAUUCAAGGAGUGCAUGACGAAGAGGAAGCCGCAGGCAGAGGAAAAGAAGAUGUUAUCCGAUUUGUUUGCUAAUUUGGAGAUCGACGAAGCUGAGACUAACAAGGAGCGAGGGAGGCAGUGCACUCCUAAAGAUUAUUUAGCUGAAAUUCACUAUGUUGGAUGGUUUCUCAAUAGAGCUCCAUUAAGUCUAGAUAAAGCGGAUGAAGAUAGGGACCUUAUCAGUUACAAAGCUGCAUAUUUUUAUCACCAUAGAAAAUAUAAUGAAGCAUUAGACGAAUAUAUUGCCCUUUUUUCGGAGUAUAAACACAGUCGUACUCAUACCGUGGCUGUUAUCGACUCACUUAUUCCUUCGUUUCCUGUAGAAGAAAUAUUAUCUUACCUUCGUGAGUACGAGCAGUGUGCUCUCGACUAUGGCGACCAAUUGCAAUAUUUGAGCAUGAAAAAAGAUGUAUAUGCCGUUAUUUCCCUACCGGAUGCUUCACAGAAUUUCAUAGACACGGUCUGUCUUCUUUGUGCCUCUGUGGAUUUGCCCGAACAUUGGUUAGCGUUUGGGCAAAGGCACUCUCUGGAAUGUAGGCAACAACUUUCGUAUAGGCUAUGUAACCAGGGCACAUUUAUUAUUGGAACGGCAUUUGAAACAUGCUCACGGCUUCGUAAACCGGGUUGUAAACAAAAAGAUGAUGGAUCUACUUCUUUGUUGCAGAUCGAGGAAGCACGGCAGAAAAUGGGUUUCGACAUGGUUUCUCAUGACGAAGUUGUAGAGACGAGCGAAGAAAAAUCUCUGCCCGUUCACGACAUCCGCUCGAAAAUAGAGGUUUACAAAUCAGCCGAGGAGUGUGAGAUCAUAAUUAAGCGUUUCAAAUGCAAGUUCAGCUGGAUGUUUGAAGGAUGUGCACUGCGA